AUGUGGCAAUCUGCGGCCAGAACGCGGACCAGUUCUGCAUUUACCUCUUUCUUCUUCAACAACACUCAAUGGGUGUCUCCCGCAAUACACAUUACACGAAAUCCUCAUUCCUACGGCCUUAUAGCCCAUCCGACUGCUGAUCUUCCUCGUUCUGCCUUCAAACAAGCUGAAGCACUUACGCCUGCUCGGUUAACAAAAAUUUACUGGCAAUUGUCCAAAUCCAGCUUGACUGUGCUUAAUGUGCUUGCAGCCAUGAGCGGGGUUGCACUUUCGCCUCUUCCAACAACUGUGCCAGUCUUACUGGCCACCGCUGUUGGAACGGCGCUAUGUUCCGCUUCCGCGAACACACUAAACCAGGUACAAGAGGUUCCCUUCGAUGCUCAGAUGGCUCGGACGCGUAUGAGACCAAUUGUCCGCAGAGCAAUCUCACCUCUGCAUGCAACUGCUUUCGCUGCAGUUAGUGGUAUUACCGGUCCAGUCAUCUUGUGGACGAUGACGAAUCCAACAACGGCACUCAUAGGUGCGGGUACCCUUGUUGUUUAUGCUGGGCCGUAUACGUGGAUGAAGAGGAAGAGUAUUGCCAAUACCUGGCUCGGUGCCGUCGUCGGAGCUGCACCACCUGUUAUGGGUUGGACUGCUUGUGGCGGUCAACUAUUCCCCUCUUCCUCUUUCCCUGUCCACAUCUUCCCGCCAUCUUUCAUGUCCGCUUUGCCAGAAACCGCGCUAGACCCUUCCCUAAUUAACUCUUCCCUUGCACCACUUGCUUUGUUUGCGUUACUGUUCAGUUGGCAGUUUCCUCAUUUCAACUCGUUAUCUUACGUCGUUCGAGGCUCUUAUGCUCAAGCAGGAUGUCAUAUGCUUUCUGUCCUUGAUCCUCAAAAAAACUCUCUCGUGUCUCUUCGACACGCUCUCAUUCUCAUCCCCACAUGUUCGGUUCUUAUCCCAUUAUCGGGACUAACAACUUGGUGGUUCGCGUUGAGCAGUCUAUUACCGAACAUAAUUUUCUUGCGAGCCUCUUGGGUAUUCUGGAAAAAUGGCGGUGAAAAACAAGCUAGAACUCUUUUCCGACAUAGUCUGUGGUACCUUCCCCUUAUACUAGGAAUGAUGAUGGCACACAAACAAGGUAUCAAUUGGUCGCAGUGGAUCGGUUUAGGAUCUGACGAUCCAGAAAAACCGAAAGAUGAAACGCAUGUAGUAGCCACUACUCAAUCUGAAUAG
Molecule: messenger RNA, 1218 nt
Organism: Lentinula edodes (shiitake mushroom)
Lineage: Eukaryota; Fungi; Basidiomycota; Agaricomycetes; Agaricales; Omphalotaceae
Product: UbiA prenyltransferase family-domain-containing protein
Exons: 1
Coding region: 1-1218 (405 amino acids)
Biological process (GO): heme biosynthetic process
Cellular component (GO): membrane; mitochondrion
Molecular function (GO): protoheme IX farnesyltransferase activity
Source: RefSeq, a predicted model, not a curated record